AUGGCACGAAUCAACACUAGACCAUCGAAUAUACCAUCCUCACGAUACGGCACAGCGACACCUGUGCCUGAGGGAGGCUCUGACCAAGAGAACCGUGACCCAGCAGGUCAAACACGUGAUAAGGGCAAGCAACGUGCCAUGCCUCCGCCCUCUUCCCACCACCAACGAUCGAGUCUUCCAACGCCGACUUCUGAUGGCAGUGAGUCACGUGGACAGAAGCGGAAACGCGUGACUUUGCCGCCAAGCAGCAUACAAGAUGGUGGGGAGGGUGUGGAGGAGGAGCAUGAUGAUGAUGAGGAGUUUACGAAAUACUUCGAUCCAAAUCAGGAUCCCGAGGUCCGGAGGCAGCUGAAGAAGAAGGCACGAGACUUGGAGCGGGACUUCCAAGAGAACCGCGAAGAGCUUCUGCGCGGAGAUACAGAGGGCUUGCGGAAGACAGUGAAUCGAGCCAAUAACCUGUUCCAGAAAGUGAAGCAGACAACCGAGGCCACCCUCGAUUCGCGACUACUGGUAAAUGUCGUCGAUCUCGCAUACAAGAAGACCACCCAGCUAGCGUUUGGCGACACUUCUACCGGCAUUGAUGUUGACGAGUUCUUGUCCAAAUGCAUUACAUACAUGCGCAACGGUGGUCCCGCAAAUAGAGAAGAGAACGGGGCUGCUAGUGGCUCGCGUCGUCAAUCCGGUCGCCGACACGCCGAAAGUGACGAUGAAGACGAUGAUGCCGGCGGCGAAGUCCUUGACUGGGAAGUUCUUGGACGAACGGCUUGCUUUCCGUUCAACUCACGGCCACCAGUACCAUCGUUCUUGCUUGGUCCUCUGUCUGUCGAGAAGAAACAGAGAACGCAAAUGCAACGGCGAGCACGACUGCAGAAGGACACAGCCGGACGAGAAGCCAGACCGGAAGCACUAACGCGCGAGGAUCUUCAACAGUCGGACGAGAACGGGUUGACUGCGAUUUGCACUCGAAUACGGAAGCAUCUAGCCAAACAUCAAAAUGAGGCAGAACGAGGCUUGACAAACGAUGGCUACGAUCCAGCGGAUGAGGAGCGCAGCAGAGCAUUACUGAAGAAGCACCGCCUAGCCAGCAAUGGUUGUGUGCCUCUGUUCGACUACGUGCUCAAUCCACGAUCUUUUGGACAGAGUGUGGAGAACUUGUUCUACAUCAGCUUUCUGAUCAAGGAGGGUAGUGUGGGCGUGGACGAAGAUGACACCGGAAUGCCUACUCUAGUAAUCUCCAACCCAACAUCGCUGGAAGAGCAACGCACGAAAAAGACCAGUAGACGACAGGCUGUGUUUUCCAUCGAUUACGGGACCUGGCAGCAGCUCAUCGAGGCUUUCGAUAUUGGAGAGCCUAUGAUACCGCAUCGACAGGAUGAACAGCAGGCCCAGGUUGGCGAGCGCGGGUGGUAUACUUAG
Messenger RNA from Recurvomyces mirabilis, 1416 nucleotides. RefSeq lists its product as uncharacterized. Gene Ontology annotation, cellular component: Smc5-Smc6 complex; nucleus. Lineage: Eukaryota; Fungi; Ascomycota; Dothideomycetes; Mycosphaerellales; Teratosphaeriaceae. The record is from RefSeq and is a predicted model, not a curated record. The coding region runs from base 1 to 1416 and encodes 471 amino acids. The transcript has 3 exons. Gene Ontology annotation, biological process: DNA repair.